Molecule: messenger RNA, 1089 nt
Organism: Phytophthora nicotianae INRA-310
Lineage: Eukaryota; Oomycota; Peronosporomycetes; Peronosporales; Peronosporaceae
Product: S-methyl-5-thioribose-1-phosphate isomerase
Exons: 1
Coding region: 1-1089 (362 amino acids)
Molecular function (GO): S-methyl-5-thioribose-1-phosphate isomerase activity
Source: RefSeq, a predicted model, not a curated record
AUGGCUGGCGAACGUAUGCGAUCCGUGCUGUGGACCGAUGGCGGUCUGCAACUCAUCGACCAGCGCAAACUACCGACGGAGCUGGUGCUGAUGCGCUGCGAGACGGUGGACGACGUCACGCGCACCAUCGCGGACAUGGCGGUGCGCGGCGCCCCCGCCAUCGGCGCGGCCGGCGCGUUCGGCUUGGCGAUCGCAGCCAAGAACUUCCAGGCCACAGCGAGCAGUACCAAGGAGGAUCUGCUUCAGACCGUGGAGCAGGCCAAGGCGACCAUCGACGCCGCGCGACCUACGGCCGUCAACCUGACCUGGGCGACGGAGCGUGUGGUUAAGGAGCUCCGUGCCAAGGUGCAGACGGACGUGAGCGUCGCCGACUUGGUGACGUAUACGCUGACGGUAGCACAGGCACUUGCCGAGGAGGAUGUGGCCAUCAAUAAGAGACUGAGCGAGUUCGGAGCCGAGGUCGUGCCGGCCGGCGCUAACAUCCUGCACCACUGCAACACCGGCGCUUUGGCCACGGUAGACAUCGGAACGGCUAUCGGUGUCAUCUACGAGUGCCACGCGCAGGGCAAGAACGUCCACGUAUGGGUGGACGAAACCCGUCCGCGUCUGCAGGGUGCGCGUCUGUCAGCAUGGGAGCUCAUGCGGGAGGGCGUACCCAUUCAUCUCAUCGCUGACAAUGCUGCGGGCUACCUCAUGCUGUCCGGCAAGGUGGAUGUGGUGCUGUUCGGCGCUGACCGUGUGGCAGCCAACGGAGACGUCGUGAACAAGAUCGGCACGUACAAACUGGCGGUGGUUGCUAAGGAGAACAAAGUUCCUGUCUACGCGUGCGUGCCCACAAGCACCAUCGAUCUCAACUUCCUCGAAGGUAUGGGCAUCCCCAUUGAAGAGCGCAGCGCCGACGAGGUGGCGUGCAUUCGCGGCGUUCGCAUCGCGCCAGAGGGCUGCCCAGUGUUCAACCCGGCGUUCGACGUCACGCCCAACCGCUACUUGACCGGCAUCAUCACGGAGGAGGGAGUGUGCUACCCGCCGUUCGAGCAGAGUCUCGCGAAGGCCGUGACCGCGGCGGAGAAGCGACGCGCCCAGUUCUAG